This is a messenger RNA of Chaetura pelagica (chimney swift), 1160 nucleotides long. RefSeq names its product ring finger protein 126 (gene RNF126). Gene Ontology annotation, molecular function: ubiquitin protein ligase activity. The record is from RefSeq and is a predicted model, not a curated record. Lineage: Eukaryota; Metazoa; Chordata; Aves; Apodiformes; Apodidae. Bases 1 to 912 code for a protein of 303 amino acids. The transcript has 10 exons. Gene Ontology annotation, cellular component: cytoplasm. Gene Ontology annotation, biological process: protein ubiquitination.
AUGGAGCCCAACGUGCUGAGGGCUGGCAGUGGCUUCUGUAAGGAAGACUACAUUUGCCCACGGUGUGAAUCUGGUUUUAUUGAGGAGCUCCCUGAAGAGCCAAGGAACACAGAGAAUGAGACCAGCUCCUCUACAGCAGCCAGUGACCAGAGCAGACACCCCUUUGAGAACGUGGAUCAGCACCUGUUCACCUUGCCGCAGGGCUACGGCCAGUUUGCCUUCGGGAUCUUUGACGACAGCUUCGAGUUUCCGUUCGGGUCCAACGUGCAGUCGGAGGACACGCGGGACUCGGAGGGGCGGCGGGAGCGGGAGCACCAGUCCCGGCACCGCUACGGCGCCCGGCAGCCCCGCCCCCGCGCCCGCCUGGCCACGCGCCGCGCCGGCCGCCACGAGGGGGUUCCCACGCUGGAGGGAAUUAUCCAGCAGCUGGUCAAUGGAAUCAUUGCACCGACAACAAUACCAAACCUGGGGCUCGGUCCUUGGGGUGUCUUGCAUUCAAACCCCAUGGACUAUGCGUGGGGUGCCAACGGCUUGGAUGCAAUUAUCACACAGUUACUAAAUCAGUUUGAAAACACUGGACCGCCGCCAGCAGACAAAGAAAAGAUCCAGGCCCUCCCCACCAUCCAGAUCACACAGGAACACGUAGAUUCUGGGUUAGAGUGUCCUGUGUGUAAAGAGGACUACACAGUUGGGGAGCACGUCCGGCAGUUACCCUGCAAUCACCUGUUCCACAACGGCUGCAUCGUCCCCUGGCUGGAGCAGCAUGACACGUGUCCUGUGUGCCGGAAAAGCUUAAGUGGACAAAACACUGCCACAAACCCCCCGGGACUCACGGGGAUGAACUUCUCAUCGUCCUCCUCCUCCUCUUCCUCCAGCUCACCAAGUAACGAAAACUCAUCGAACAACUCAUGAAAUCUCAGUUCCCCUCCCUCCCUGGGGCCCUGUCCCUUGCCCUUCCUCCCUCCCCAGCCAACGUAAGCAACAAAAGGGUCUUCCAGAGCAGAGCCAGGGAGGGGGGAGUGAGGGGGAGGCAGCACCCCUGGAAUUCCCUUUUGAGUUCUGAAGACAUGGAGACUCCAGGUCCUGCAGAGAGGAGAAGCCUCGAGCUCUGUGCUGAGGGAGAGCUCUGUCUGUCACUAACACCCCUCUGCUGCCUGGAC